AUGGCAAAACUGCCACCCAAAUCUAGGAAAACUAAAACCAGUACUCGAGAGGAACUGCUAAACAUGGACAAGAAUGACUUAAUAGAUAAAAUCUUACAAAUAGAAGCACAUAAUGCGCAGUUGAAAAAUAUAAUAAGCAAAAAUGGGUCUGGCGAAUCGAAAUACGAAACUGAAGACAAAAAGAGAAAAUUUGACUUCACGAAAUGCCAUUUUCGUCGAGUUCUACUCCGAAUUAUUUACUUCGGUUGGGACUACCAAGGCCUGGCUGUGCAAGAAGACUCAACUCAAACCAUAGAGCAUCACCUAUUCCACGCUUUGAUUAAGUCAUGCCUCAUAGAGAAGAGAGAAACUUCACAGUAUCACAGAUGCGGCAGAACUGAUAAAGGAGUCAGCGCUUUCGGACAGGUGAUAUCCAUAUCGUUGAGGAGUAAACACCCUCCGGAUCAGCAGCAUCUGCCUGCUUCCAUAUCAUCAGAGAUGCAGUACUGCAAGAUCUUGAACAGAUUACUGCCUAAGGAGAUCAGGGCAGUAGCCUGGAUGCCGAUACCUGAUGAUAAGCCGGAGUACAGUGCGAGAUUCGAAUGCACGAAACGUCAAUAUAAAUACUAUUUCCCGCGUUCUUCCCUCAAUAUUGACGCGAUGCGAAUUGCAUGCGGCCAUCUUGUAGGCUCGCACGACUUCCGUCACCUCUGCAAGAUGGACGUCGGUAAUGGCGUCACGGAGUUUACGCGGGAAAUAUUUAAAGCUGAAGUGCUAUCUGUGGAUGGUGAAAAUGAGGAGCCGACAGCCAUGUUCUAUCUUCUGGUAGAGGGUAAUGCCUUCCUCUGGCAUCAGAUCAGGUGCAUCAUGGGGGUUUUAUUACUGGUGGGGAGAGGAGACGAAUCCCCCGAUGUGGUGAAGGAAUUAUUGGACGUCGAAAAGGUUGCGAGGAAACCUCAAUACAAUAUGGCACUGGAUUUGCCACUCAAUUUAUUCCACGCUAGUUACGAUUUAGAAAACAUCCAGAAGUGGGUGUUCGAAAGGGAUGAACUGAAGACAGUUAUAGCACAACUGCAGAACGAAUGGACCAUGCAUAGUAUCAAAUCCACAAUGGUGAAAGAAUCAAUAAGAGAACUUGAGAAAGAGUACUCUAAGCUUAGUGCGAGUGAGACAGGUGCUGUUAACGAAGAGAGUGACAGAGUUAUAGAAUACACAAAAUGUUUGUUACAAGGAAUACAACCUAGGGUGUACACGCCGUUGUUGAAAAGGGAGACUUGUUCCAGUCUAGAAGAGAGAAUCGAAUAUUACAGGAAGAAAAGAAAACUAGACGGCCCCAUUGAAGAAAACUAG
This is a messenger RNA of Chilo suppressalis (striped riceborer), 1329 nucleotides long. Lineage: Eukaryota; Metazoa; Arthropoda; Insecta; Lepidoptera; Crambidae. The record is from the annotation of a GenBank genome assembly.